AUGCUGAGCGUGCUGCGUGUCCACCUCCCGUCCGACAUCCCCAUCGUUGGCUGUGAGCUCACUCCGUACGUGGUACUGCGAUUUCCUGAUGGCAACAUCACCGCCGACGAUGUCCCCGAGUCGGCCCCGGUGGAUGGCUACUACCUGAGGUGCAAGUGGUGGGUGGCCUGAUCUUCUUUCCUGUACCUCUGUUGUUCUCUCCUGCUUUUUUGUGCCGUUGCCUUCUUUGCCAAUGGCCUCCGUGCGGCAUUUGGGUCACCACUUUAGGCGUUCGUCUGUUCUUGCUAGUAUUGUCUUUCUGUUCUCCGGUUCCAAUUAACUAGUAUCACUCAGUUACCAUACUCACUUCUUUAUGAUUUAGGCUCCAAAUGGUGUGGCCCCCAAGGACUUCCCACACUUAUCCCAUUUUGUAAGCGCUCUGAAAUCUUGAGCGUUGACCCUUGUUUCCUUCACCCGCGUUAGGCAUAUGGUCAACAAGUUUCCGUCAUCCUGUGGCUUAGUUGACCACUUUAAAUUCUUCAAGCUCUGGGGGAUGUUUGUCAAACCAGCCUGGAUUGAACAACGUUGGGGAUGGGGUUGUGGGAGUUCUACCUUCGUUUAGGUUCACCUGGCACAAAAAUAUUGUCUUUAUUCUAUGAAAUCUCUGAUCUAAAUUGUGCUUCAUCUAUCUGGAGCCCAGAUUGUGCUUCUUAUGCAUUGAUUCCAGGAAUUCUCUCAGCUAGCUCUCAUAUGAGCUCGAAAAAUGAAAGGAGACACACAUAAAGUGCAUGCCUGUCGAUGAUCCCGAAGCUCUCAAAAUAUCAGUGACUGCACCUUCGUUGCCAAAAAAUGAUCUUGUCCAUUCAUUUAUGCGUGUGAUAAAAGCCGAGAGAAUAACUCAGUCAGAUUAUUUCUCAUGUCUACGUAUGUAAUUCGGCCCAUUUCUUAUGGUCCAAAGAAUCGCAGAAAGGUUGAGCCGCUACACUUUCCUGUCUCCUUCUGAGCGUCCAAUUUUACUCUCAUCCUCUUCAUUUGUCCUCCAUAACUACUGGAAAGUGCCAAGUAAUCCCAAUCACGAAGAGGCGCCCUUGCCAAGUGUAACAUGAGAAGGAAUACUAAAGAAGCAAGCUAUACGUCUCCUCAUUCGCACCACAGAGGCAAUUGCAUGCGAAGAGGCAUCUAUGUGAAAUAAUACUCAUUAAGAUCUUUGCCUUUAGAGUUGAUGGGCACCCACAAUCUCUUGGUCCGUCUUGUGCUUAAUUCCUUCCUUUGCUAUGACGAGUCAACUUGAUAUAAAUCUGAGCCUACUUCAUGCACUUUUGCUGGUCUGACUUUGAUUGAUUUUACAGUUGUUUAGGUAAAGGACCAACGAAAUGUUUGAGCUAUCAAGUUUCAACAUCUAUAAGAGUCCGUUUGGGUCAUAGACACUAGUACAUGGCUAGGUUAGAAUGAUAAGCAGCGUAGUUGACUGUUAUGCUUGAAUCUCUGGUGACCCUACAAAAGUAGCUAGAAUUUUUAAUGGAGAAAAGGUCCUGCACCAUUUGCCUUUCGAAAAUUCUUUUGAAUCUCGCCUUAAUAACAUUCUUUUAAUGGAGAAAAGGUCCUGCAAGCAGGCAAGUUCCAAUAUGACUGAAGAGUGACACGUUCAAAACAAUAACAUAGACGAGAUAAAGAGGAUAAACAUUUUUCCUCUAUAGGGGUGUGAUGAUAGUGUGUGCUCGGUAGAUGCCAUUGAAUGAUUCCAGCAUGCAAGCACAUUGUUGUCUCUCUGCUAUCUUUGGGAUUGUUGAGGGAACUAGAGUCUAUUUUAGUUUUUCAUACUAAUUCUUUUGCAUUAGAGACAGUUCUUCUUUUUUUUUUUUUUUCUGAAAAGUCACUGAAUGAUGGCUUGGUCAGUCAACUUAGAUUGGAGUGACGAUUUGCAGUCCUCUUUCUGAAGAGUCAAAAAAGGGUACAGGAAAGAGUGUCGUCCAGAAAUUAGUCCCUACUGGAUCUAUUUCCUGGAUUGGGCAGAACUUUUAAGGUCUUUUUAGGCAGAGGGUAGCCAGAUAAGAACAAGAAGAGAAAGCGUAAGAUAGAAGGCUAUGUAGUAUAGUCAGAAGAAGACAAAUUAGAGGCUGAAGGGCCAAAAAUGAGGAGAAAAAACUUGAGCAUAGUAGUCAGAGAAAAUACCUUCCUCUUCAUUUCCCACUGCUAUCCCGCCAUAUGCUACUGGCGUUUCUCUUGAGGAUAUUACUACACCUCUCUUAUGGCAAUUUCCAAUAAAUAUGAACUCAUACUUUGUAUUGACUUGUAUGUUUGGGGGCUGUAGAAUAAUAUUUUCCUCUAAAACCAGUUAAAUGAUUUAAAUUUGAAACCUAAAGUGAAUUUUUUCCUGAACUUUUUGGUCUGUAUUGAGCUUUUGCUUGCAAACCUAAUAAGUGUUAACUUCCAAAUCGUUGUUAGUGUCAGAUAUAUUGUUGUUCCCAGAUUUUAAUGGAUAAUAAUAGUCAAUCUGCAGUGGCUAUGUAAACUUGGAUUCUUAUAGGAUAUUGUCAAUGUUAGGGGCUCGGAUUUUAUGUCAUCGUUAUUGGCUCAUGAAAUUAGUAAGGGAAGCAGCCAUAGAAACAAAGACUACUAGGAGCUUGUGGAUGCAUCUUGAUGACAUGGUGCAUGUGUCGACUUACAUGAUUUCUUCGUUAUAUUACUUUAAUUGUUACUAUCCAUUCAAAAUAUCUUUUGGAAUUGUUGACUUCAUAGAGUACUUUUGUUUUUUGGAACCAACAUUUCAACCUCACAUUCUGUUUGUAUCUGUUUUGUAGGUAUCGUAAGCAGAAUGACAGGAGAAUUGCUGUCUGCAGUAUACAUCCAACCGAGCUAGCAACAUUGCAGUGCCUAGGCUGUAUUAAGGCAAAGUUACCUGUUGCCAAGAGUUACCACUGCUCUUCUAGAUGCUUCUUUGAUGCUUGGCAGCACCAUCGUGCUUUACAUGAUCGAGCAGCUAAUGCUGUAAAUGAAAAUGGAACCGAGGAAGAAGAGUUGUUUGGACGUUUUAACAGUAGUAGUUCUGGUGUUGUUAAUACAGGGCUAUCUGGCUCAGGUUCUACUCCUUUGUAUUCAGGUUCAGUUAGUGAAAAGGGUUCAGGUGAAACCUGGUUUGAGGUUGGACGAUCUAAGACAUAUACACCUUCUGCAGAGGAUAUUGGUCAGGUUUUGAAGUUUGAGUGUUUGACAGUGGAUGCAGAAACUAGAAUACCCAUAGGACCUGCAUCUACAAUUUUCACAUCGCGUGUCAUUCCAGCUCCUACUCCUACUCCUCGGCGAUUGAUUCCUGUUGGUGGAGCAGAUAUAAUGGGACAUUUUGAUUCUGAUGGCCGGACAGCUUCUGGGACCUUCACUGUGCUUUCAUACAACAUUCUUUCAGAUGUAUACGCCACAAGUGAAAUAUAUAGUUAUUGUCCAACAUGGGCACUUUCUUGGCAAUAUCGUCGACAAAAUCUGUUACGGGAAAUAGUUGGCUAUCAUGCUGAUAUACUGUGCCUUCAAGAGGUAUACGGCAUCAUCCUUGUACAUUUUCUGCCUCAAAAUGUGCAAAUUGGGUGUCUUAAUUGACCAGUGAAGUUCAUAUUUGAUUCCCUAGAGAUUAGCUGUCAGCUUAAAUGUAUUUGUCACGAGCUGCUGUUUAAUAUUUGCUUCUUUUCCCUUUGCCAGCCGCACGAAUCUUUGACAUCUCAAAAAAUUCAAAACAGUGCUUUUUGAUAUCAGUAGCGUUUUUAGAAAAGUGCAUAUUAAUGGAUCACCCUCCUCUGUGGAUGUGUGUGUGUGUGUGUGUGUGUGGGGUGUGUGUGUGUGUGUGUGUGUGAGAGAGAGAGAGAGAGAGAGGGGUUUAUUUAUCUUAUAUGAUAAAUAGAGAGAUCCAAAGAGAGAGAGAAUUAAGGUUUUCAUGUCUCCAUAUAAGUUGACUGAUUCUUAUUGUAGUCAUUUUUGCUAUUUUUUCACCCCUGAAUUUGAUAUUAACUAUUUGUUAUCUUAUUUUUCAGGUCCAAAGCAAUCAUUUUGAGGAGUUUUUUGCCCCGGAACUUGAUAAACAUGGGUAUCAAGCACUUUAUAAAAAAAGAACAUCAGAAGUAUACUUUCAACUCUCUUCUUGUUUGAAAGUAUUAAAAUUGAUAUAUAUUCACUUUCGUUUAUUUUAGUUCCCAUUGAUAUUUUUUUUGCAGGUUUAUGCUGGAAAUCCGAAUUCAAUUGAUGGUUGUGCAACAUUUUUUCGCCGAGACAGGUUUUCACAUGUGAAAAAAUAUGAGGUAGACAAUCAUUUGGAUUUGAGAUUGACUUUCCUGAAUUUUUUCCUCUCUGAAUGGUUUGAACAUGUCUUCAGGUUGAAUUCAAUAAAGCUGCACAAUCCUUGACUGAUGCAGUGAUUCCAACCGGUCAGAAGAAAGCUGCUUUGGGUCGAUUAAUUAAGGUCGAUCUCUUGAAUUCCACCUCUAGUUCAUGACUGUUUCUCAUUUCGGCUUUUUUUAUUUUAUCGAAGGGUUUUCGUUUUAGUUCACUGCAAACUAGUUGAAUAAUAGAUGGCCCCCUCUUUUUUUUAACUUUCGCUAUUUCCCUGAUACCGAACACUUUUACUUUAGUCUGUGGUUGUAUUACCUCUCUAAAUUAUGAACUUGAUCAAUAUCAUUAACGGAUGUUUCGUUAAAAUUAGUUGGACUGUUGAAAAAGAAAAAAAAAACAUCCAACUUUUUCAUCCUAACCUUGUUGGCCACGUCCUGCCUGGCGUACCCAGUUAUAAUAGCCAUGCUGCAGUUAUCAUGGGGGUGGGAGUUGUUCCAUAGAGUUGCGUUGGGAAAUAGAGCAGCAGAAAGUUGAUGAGGGAGGAACCCCGCGGCCGUGUUUCUGUUUUUCUUUUUCUGCGUUUUGGGGGGGGGAGGGGGGCAGCAGAUGAGGGACGACGGAAUCAUAUUUAUUAGCAGCCACCACACAGGGUAGGCGAUGCCAUGUUGUGUCGGGGAAAGUGAGAAAGCAUCAACUUGAGACACUAAUGCCAUUUCAGUUUCAUCUAUAUUUUCUUGAGGACGUCAUCCUGUUUCGUGGGGUUCUCGACUCACAAGUCAGUCACGGUCCUUUGAUGGCUCUCCAUGUCAACAAGUUCGAAUUCUGACUCAAAGACCAACUGGUUAUCUUCCCUUGGGAGUGGGCUAGUUCAAGGGAGACCGGAUACAAACUGUUGUACUGAAAACGAAGAUUAUAGUAUCUUGGAGUUAACUGAGUGGAAAAAUACCUGGUCUUAUCGAAUGUUUGAAGCUACAUAGGACCUUGAAAAUUCUCUUAUCCACUUUAUUUUCUGCAUUUUAAUGCGUUGAUGUUUACGUUUCUUACCAGGAUAACGUUGCAUUGAUUGUCGUCUUGGAAGCGAAAUUUAGUAAUCAUGGCUCAGAUACUCCUGGCAAAAGACAGCUUCUUUGUGUGGUGAGGGAAAUAAGUUUAUCGUUAGUCAUCUUUGAUCUUUUGAUUAAUCAUGUUCCUUGCAUUGUUUUUUCAUGAAAGUUUCUGUAGCUUUUUUCUGAUGAAGGUAACUUUUGUCUUAACUAGAUAAUAUGUUUUGUGUCAUUUAAAAGGCAUUUCUCGAGAUGGACUACUCUGGUAGAUAUUCUGAAGUGAGAGUUAGUCCUACCUGAAGUGAGAUGAAUCCUUUUUUGAAACCGAUUCAUGCUAUGUCAGGCUCCCUUCUUUACUUAUGAACCACAGUUGAUUGGACAACUGUGACGCAACAAAGGAUAUUCGAAUUGGAUUCCCUUUCCACACUAAUUUGUCAGCCAAGUUCUUGUAUCUGCGGACAAUCUGAGUUUCGCAUAGACUAGGAACUGAUUUUUCUUUGUCAACCAAAGUCCUUCUAAACCUGGCAUUUCAGGGUCUGUUAUUUUCUUAAUAAUUCAGAUUGUGAGGUGAAUUCACCUUUGCCUAUCAAAAUGUAUUUAAGUUUCUUAAUCUAUUUCCCUGUGUGCUUUGACUGCACCAAAUUCUCACCAAAUUCCGACAUCUUGGCUGUUAUAUACCGUACCUCAAUGAGCAAGUGAGAAUUGCUUCUUCUGUAAUAUUUCUCAUUGGACUUUCUGAGGACAUUACUUGGGUUUUCGUUUUUCACAUCUUCAUGUAUUAGGCAAGCUUAUCCCUCUCUAUUGCUUUUACCUGUUACACUUGUCUUGAGUACAUGGUUGCCUUGACACCCUUUUCAAUAUCCAAUUAAAAAAAUCUUGAACUUGCCUUCACCUUUUCCUCAUUUGUUAUCAGGUUCUUAUAGGCGCAAAACAUGUACAUAGAUUUGUGGAGACUUAAUGCUACUUUGGAAAAAGAGGAACAUCCAUGUUUUUAAAGUGGGAAGUACUGUGUGCGCUGGGUUUUAUAAUUAUAUGCGAUGACCGAUAAGGUCAAAGAAUGAAAAAGGGGAUCAGUCAGUCAUUUAGUGAUUUCUAGGUUUCUAAUAUUGCAUACAGCAUGUUGGUGUUGGAUCCAGUUUGAUGUAUCAGGGUUUUUGGAUCUUACGAGCCUCAAAUUCUUAUAGAUUAUGUAAUACAGGCUACUUUAAAAAAAUGCUACUUUGGAUAAGCUACAACAAAUGACUGGCUGAAAGUAGUCCAUAUGUUCUAAUCAUUAAGUUCUAAAAUUUCAUUCUUGGUGUUGGUGCGUCUGAUCCGAUUUUUAUAAUUAGGAACAUAUUUUCUGCCUUUACAUGCUUGAUCCACAUCAUGAUCAUUUUUAGUCGUCCAACGAGUCAUGACAAUUUUACUCGAUGUUGGAUGACGUGUGGAAGAUAAAUCUAUGAUUGAAAUAUGUGUAGUACCGAACAUGAAUGUGUAUUUGGAUAUAAUCUACUUAAUACUUCAGAAAGUUUAUAAGUUCUGAUAUUAUUAAUUACGAAAAAUUGAAUUUCUAAAUUAAAGUAAUAGCCGAUUUGUUUGUUCAGUCGGUCAGUUGAUUUUUAACUAAAAAUGGUUAUAUUUGAUUAUCUUUUACUUUUGACUAUAUGUAAUUUGGUUCCUUACUCUGAUUUUGCAGAUAAUUAGUGCGUCUCUGUAGCAUGUAACACCACUAGGACUAUCUGAAAUAUGCUGGAAUUUGUCAGAUCUGUCUGGCUUUUUAAUUAUUUAAUUGACAGACUUCUGAUAUGACUGACAGUGAUGACGAUGAUAAUCUGUGUACUAAAACAGGAAUAUCAUAGCUAAAAAACCUUAGUAGUUACUCCCUUAAAACUUUUCUUCUUUUUUUCAAAUAAGGUGAGGGUGCUGCUGAUAAACAUCCAAUAUUCACUUGCCAUUUGCCAAUUGCAUGAUAUCUGAUAUAGCAAUGCGCUUCAAAUGUAUUGAUGUGCAACCAAUUAUUGAAUAAUAUUCCUGAGCUUUGUAGUUGAAUUGCUCUUUCCUUUAACAAGUUAUUUUCUUCUAUUUUGGAUAUGCAGGCAAAUACUCAUGUAAAUGUCCAUCAUGAGCUCAAGGAUGUAAAGCUAUGGCAGGUUCUCACCUAGGCGCAUCUCUUGCUCGAAUAUAACUGUUCACUUGUGAACUCGGGACUGAAUGCUCUUUUUGGUCUCUGUCUAUUACAGGUGCACACCCUGCUGAAAGGACUUGAGAAGAUAGCUGUUAGUGCAGAUAUUCCAAUGUUGGUUUGUGGCGAUUUUAAUUCACUUCCUGGAAGGUGCCCAUUGAUCUAAUUAUUCGGUUGUAUUUUGUCUCAUUUUUAUAAAUCUCGUUUUCUAGCAAUAUCUGAUGUAUAUUCGCUUGCUCCUGAUGCAGUGCUUCUCAUGCUCUUCUUGCGAGAGGGAAAGUUGAUCAGAUGCAUCCAGAAUUGGUAGUAGACCCGCUUGGAAUUUUGCGACCUGCAACUAAACUAACUCACCAACUUCCAUUGGUACGUUAUUCUUUGGGGCGUUCAAGGAUUAUUGAUUGUAGUGGUGAAAUCUUGAGCUGUGAGCUUUAGCUAUUUAAGCAUGGUUGUGGUGUUUGCGCUGGCUACAGGUUAGUGCCUACUCAUCUUUUGCAAGGAUGGUGGGAGGUAGUAUGGGUUUAGGGCAACAAAGAAGUAGAAUGGACCUCAAAACAAACGAACCAUUAUUCACAAAUUGUACCAGGGAUUUUACAGGGACCCUCGAUUACAUUUUCUACACAGGUACACCAAAAAUUUGUAAUAUGCAUCUUAGGUUUUCUUUCUAUUUUCAUCAGUUAUUUUCGGAUUUUUUUUUUCUUUAAAGUUUGCUUUAAAUGCUAUGUUUCAUCGUUUAAUCCUUCUUUGGGUUUCGAUUUCUGUUUGCAGCUGAUUCCUUGACAGUGGAGUCACUUUUGGAGCUCUUGGAUGAGGAAAGCUUACGUAAAGACACGGCACUUCCUUCUCCAGAAUGGUCUUCUGAUCAUAUAGCCCUUUUAGCAGAAUUCCAGUGCAUGCCCAGGACCAGACAGUGA
Spirodela intermedia is the source of this 8411-nucleotide messenger RNA. Lineage: Eukaryota; Viridiplantae; Streptophyta; Magnoliopsida; Alismatales; Araceae. The record is from the annotation of a GenBank genome assembly.